Molecule: messenger RNA, 1172 nt
Organism: Carica papaya (papaya)
Lineage: Eukaryota; Viridiplantae; Streptophyta; Magnoliopsida; Brassicales; Caricaceae
Product: Photosystem II reaction center PsbP family protein
Biological process (GO): photosynthesis
Cellular component (GO): photosystem II oxygen evolving complex; extrinsic component of membrane; photosystem II
Molecular function (GO): calcium ion binding
Source: RefSeq, a predicted model, not a curated record
AAGUAUACACACACACAAGGACACAUAUAUAUCGUAUGAGUAACGCAACGCACGAUCAUAUAUAAAUAUAACUACAUAUCUACAUACAUGUACUAAAAGGCCGUGUAAAUGUAAAUAUCACACAAUUUAUAUAUAACGUAUAAGUUGUAGAGUUGCAGAGAUAUUAGCUAGGGCUUACAAGGUGAAGGUUAAUGGCGUUGAAACCCUGCUUCCAUGCAUGCAGAGAUGCAUCAGUGUACAGGGUUUGCCGGUCACAAUCAUCGAAUGAUAGGCAGGAUCAGGCGAGCAACUGGACGGGACGGUCUCCGGCGGAGGAAUUUUCGCCACUUGCAGUGACAUUUAGGCGGCGGCUUCUUGUGGGUGUUGGGUCAGCUGGUCUGGUGGCUGUUGGUGCUAAUUUUGGUGGAAUUACGAGUUUUCUUCUCGGGUUGUCGCCGGAAAAUGGUCGGAAUCUUAAGCUCGAUGUGCUUUAUCCGAUCGGAGGGUAUAGCCGUUGCAUUGACACUAACGAAGGAUUUGAAUUCAUAUACCCAGCAAACUGGGUUGGAGAUCAAACACUGUUAUAUCGAGCGACAAAACAACAAGAAUUUCAGAGAUCACUUGAUCCUCCACCACUUGACCCUUCAAAAUCCAUUGAUAGGCCCCGGAAGAAUGUAACUGAGCCGAUUGUUGCAUUUGGCCCACCUGGUUCAACCGGCGAGCUCAAUGUCAGCGUCGUCGCCUCGACAGUCCCUCUCGAUUUCUCAAUUGAUUCCUUCGGCGGGCCAGGAGAGAUCGGAGGAUUAGUGAUCGGGGCAGUAACAGGAUCCGGGCGACAGCCAGAUGUGAAGGGAACUCUGAUAGAGUCGAGCCUGAGAGAAGAUUCAUCAAGGGGUAUCAAGUACUACAAGCUGGAAUUCAGAGUUGAGCAUCCCUCGUUUCGGCGGCACAAUGUUGCAGUUUGUUGCUCUCGUCGAGGUAAAUUAUAUACGCUAAAUGCACAGGCUCCAGAACUGGCAUGGCCGCAGGUGAAAUCAGCCUUCUACACGAUAGCUGAUUCAUUCAACCUCACAUCUUGAUUUAACAGAAGUAAAUAUACAAUUUAUUCUUUAUACCAUUUGUAACAGAGCUGACAAUCCUAAACUUCCCUAUCAAUGCAUGGACAAGCUGCACUGUGGUUCUAACAACCAAAA